GGCUCCGCUUCCCAGCCCUUUAUUCUUCUACUCAAGGUUCAGCCUCUGCCGCCACACUCUGUUAACUCCGGGGGCCCAAAGUCCUUCCAUGAGUAACCGGGCAGCCCUCCCGGCUCUUAGGGGCGCUCCCAGUCCCCGGCCCUCCAGGGAGCGCGGUGGUCGCGGCGGGCGAUGGAGCAGGCCGGCGGCCACGUGGAAGACUUGCCCCUCAACGUGUUCUCCGUGACCCCCUACACGCCCAGCACGGCCGACCUCCAGGUGUCGGAUGACGACAAGGCGGGGGCCACCCUGCUCUUCUCAGGCAUCUUCCUGGGGCUGGUGGGGAUCACGUUCACCGUCAUGGGCUGGAUCAAAUACCAGGGGGUCUCCCACUUUGAAUGGACCCAGCUCCUCGGGCCCAUCCUGCUGUCAGUGGGGGUCACGUUUAUCCUGAUCGCUGUGUGCAAGUUCAAAAUGCUGUCCUGCCAGGUGUGCAGAGAAGGUGAGGAAAGGGCCCCGGACGCGGAGCAGACGGCAGGAGGACAGUCGUUUGUUUUCACGGGGAUCAACCAACCCAUCACGUUCCACGGGGCCACGGUGGUGCAGUACAUCCCUCCUCCGUACGGUUCCCAAGAGCCCCUUGGGGUGAACGCCACCUUCCUGCAGCCAGGGAGCCCCUGCGGCCCUGCGCCUGGCCCUCCCCACUACUACACCAUCUACCCGGCGGACAACGCGGUGUUCGUGGGCGACCAAGGCGGCCCGUCGACCGCGGGGGGCCGCGACAGAUCCGGCCCCGCAGCCCACCUGCUGGAAGCCACCCCGCCGGGGAUUGAGGUCUUCUCUCCUCCCCCGUAUGAGGAGCUGUACUCCCCUCCUCGCCAGCCCACCAUGCUGACCCAGGUGCUCCCUCCGUGACCCCCAGCUCAGCCCGCGGCCCAGGAGCCUGACCCCCGACCCCUGGGGGCGCUCAGAUUGGUGAAAAUGCGGCCGGAGAGGGGCAGCUGCCUUCCGGUCCAGCUGGACCUGCCCUGCACAGGGCUCAGGGGCAGGAACCUCCCUCGGGCCACCACCCACCCCUGGCCUACAGGAACGCACUGGUGUCUCAAUUUAACGCCAGCAGCCGAGGGAAAAAUCACUGCUUCUGUGACUCUGGGAGUUUCCACGGCAGCUGGGGGUUGGGGGGCGGGGGGAUGGUUGGGCAGAGAGCGGGGAAGCUCUCCAGGCUCAACUGGAGGUGUCCUUGGACCUCUUCUCAGCCCCCUCCUACAGGGCGAGGGGGGGUGGUACAGAUUCCCAAACACUUGGUUGCCAUCCAGUGUCCCUUUAGGACUCUGGGUAUCUUAAAGGCUGCACAGCAUUUUAUUAGUGGAAUAAAAUAAAACAAUAUAUCCUGUUUUAAAAAAAAGGAUUAGAUAGCUGGCAACAGAAUAAAAUAAUAACUGUACAAAAUAAAUAUGAUGGGCAAUGACAUAAAUACAUUCUUAAGUUAUCAAUGGGUCACGGUGACUCUUGGCAAGGCGAGAGCUCGCUGUGCGCCCCCAGGCCAGGAUCUGUGCUACACACGGCUACCCCAGCCCAGUGACCAAGAACCUGGAGCCUUCUCUAAGCACCUGUGGAUGAGUUCCGCGAAAUGAGACAAAAUAGAGAUUCAGGGCAAUACCUGGAAAACCACAAAUCAUGGAAACGAUUUUUAAGGUCAAGACAAACUCACCUUCUUUAUAAAAGAAGUUGGUGCUGUUAAUCUUCCAGAAUCUGAACUGUGUAAUGAACAACCACAACCCAUCAAAGACUUAAGAAGAGACAGUUACAACUAUCGGGUUUUAAAAGAAAAUAUUUUCCUUAUUUUCCUACCACUUGAGAUAACGGAGGCUCAUCCCAAGGGAGGAUAGGAUUCAGCAAGCAAUUCCUAAAGAUUUUGGUACCAUAUUUAUAUAUGGAGUGAUUUUUACUGAUUUUUAUCAAAAACAUCUAGUUUUCCAAGGAUAUGAUUAAAAUAUGGUUGGUACAUUA
Molecule: messenger RNA, 1989 nt
Organism: Canis lupus familiaris (dog)
Lineage: Eukaryota; Metazoa; Chordata; Mammalia; Carnivora; Canidae
Gene: TMEM174
Product: transmembrane protein 174
Exons: 2
Coding region: 172-894 (240 amino acids)
Source: RefSeq, a predicted model, not a curated record